AUGCUGCGGCCGAAGGCCGCCGCCGCCAUCGACGCGUCCAGCGACGACGCGCCGUUGUCGCAGCUGGCGCAGGCCCCGUCGGUCGUCGAGGAGCCCGAGACGCCUGUCGACGCGCAGCCGCCGUGGGUGCCCGAGACGCAGACGCAGCGAGAGGACGAGCCCGAGGAGCAGGCGAUUGCCCCAUUCAUAAAGCGACCCGCGUUUCUCGCCGUGGCCGAUGUCAAGGGCAAGGGGGUCCGCCGCUCGAUCGAGGACAACGCCGACUUCAUCAGAGCAACGAUAGAGGUGCUUCCGUCUCUCGGCUUGCUCAAGCGGGACUGCGAGGACAUGCUGGGCGAGAUUGCCAAGCAGAACGGGUUCAAGUUCAAGAGCGACGACGAGAAAACCAGUUGGCAGUCGACGAUGGGGAAGCGGCUCAAGGACUACUGGCGCCAGAUCAACCUCAGCAGGUACAAGAAGGACAAGGCGCCCGCGUGGUUCAGGUCGCUGGGCUUCUCUGGCGAGGGCGGAGAUGGCAACUCCGACGGCGCACCGCCCUGCAGGAGACCAGCAGCAGCGGCCGCUGGCUCGAUCGUCUACUCGUUCGGCUACGACAAGGACACUGGGCUGGCCUACCGCUGGCCAGAGGGCUCCAACAAGAAGAGCCACACCGAGUGGGCCAAGGAGAUGGUGCCUCCAGAUCAGAGCUCCGAGACCGACCCCAUGGUGGCCAUCUUCAGCGACGGCAGCACGAAGAGCGUCAUGCAGACCACGGUGAAGAAGUGGAUGGCCGAGUUCGGCGACAGCGCAACCCUGCGCAGGCCAGCAGCAGCAGCAGCAGCAGCGCGAGCAGCAGCGCCGACGGGAGCAGCAGCAGCAGCAACAACGCCUGAGCUGUUCGUGGGCUACAUGGACACGGAGAAGAUCGACGUGCACUUUCGUUGGGACGCGCCAGGCGGCCGCAAGAUUCGGUACAUCUGCCUGCGCCACGCUGGCCAGGGCCAAAUCGUGCAGCUGAACGUGGAAGCGUUCGCAGCUGAUGGGGAGAGCAUCGCCGUCUCCAGCCAGCGGAGCAAGCUGGAGAAGCUCGCCGCCGAGUGGAUGAACCCGAUCGCCAAGAAGUACGCGGAGGGCACGCUCGACAAGGAGGGCGUCUGCAACAAGAAGAAGGAGGACUUCCCGCAGACGCAGAUGAAGCGCAGGCCUGCAGCAGCGGCCCAACUGCUCGGCGAGUCGCUCGCGCACACGUCGGCGGCGGCACUGAAGGCCGCGCAGGUGGCCACCGAGGGGAUGCAGAGUCUCACGAGGGGGCACCAGGCUCAGGUUGCGGACGCCGCUUACUUCGAGGAGGAGUUGAUGAAGAUGUUCAUCGACAGCGGGCUGCAGGACAUGGAGAUCGAGAGCGAGGACGACGACGACACCACCUCCCACCUGAAGGACAAGUUGGACAGGCAGUACGACCACUUCUUGGAGCUCUGCGCCAUGGAGAACUUCGAGGUGGACGCGGACAGCCAGGUGGGCAAGAGGUUCCGCCGCUGGUGCGCGGCGAACCAGGCGAGGAAGGCCGAGUACGACAAGAAGGACUGCGACGCGAAGGCCUUGGCUCGCAAGGAGUGGGCGAAGCAGAAGUACGAGGAGUACCAGGAGACACGCAGCAAGAUGAAGCAGCAGAUCGUCAGCCGCCAGAGGAAAGGCCAGAUGCUCAACUUCGAGCAGAUCCUCGAUAAGGAGGGGGGCUCCGUCGGCGCCAUUCCUUCGGCGGCCUGCGUCAAGGGCGCGGUGGAGUCCUGCAAGUGGGCCAUACUGCAGCAGGCCAAGAACAGGAACAGUACGUGGGUGGCCAUCAGCAAGCGCUCGAAGAGGCUGACUUUCAAGUACGUCGAGGAGACCGAGAUCGAGGACGACCGCACCACUUGGAAUACAGAGCAGCGCGAGACGAACCCAGUGGUCAAGGAGAUCGAGACGAUAAAGCCAGCGCCUGCGACAGCGGCGACUGCGACACCAGGGACGGCAUCGCAACCGACGGCGCCGCUGGACACUCCGCUGAAGCCAAGCAAGGAGAAGGAGAAGAGGGAGUCACCGAAGGAGAAGAAGGACAAGAGAGACAAGGACAAGAAAGACAAGGGCGCCUCGUCCAGGGCCAAGGCCAAAGCCAAAGGUAAAGGCACCAAGCGCCGUGGAGGCGCUGGCUCUGGCGGGGACACCGCGAAGGCCAUGCACAAGCGGGCGUUCGAUCUCACCCUCAGCUACGGGGCCGCCACGACCCAGGCGUCGGCCUUGCUGAACAAGAUCGAGUCCAAGGACGAGGAGUGGUCGUGGGCGGACAACAAGAAGUUCAAGGGCUCCCUGCAGAAGGCGCUGGAGACCCUGAAGACCGCGGCCGCCAAGAACGAGGACAUCAACAAGAUGCUCUGCAUGGGCGCCUCGGGGGUUGAGAUCCGCACCGACAUGACCAUCGACGACGACACUACCAACUUGCCGCAGCUCUCGGUGGAGUUCGGGGAGGUGGAGGACGCCAUCGACAGCGUGAAGGCCGCGGCUGCCCGCAUCAAGUCGAUCAAGGACGGCAUGAGCUCCGAGUCGUCGCAGUAG
Molecule: messenger RNA, 2571 nt
Organism: Prorocentrum cordatum
Lineage: Eukaryota; Dinophyceae; Prorocentrales; Prorocentraceae
Source: the annotation of a GenBank genome assembly